CAGGCGUCCGGCUGAGAGUUCCCUGGAAUGAACAUGUGGGCCGGCGGCACUCUGCGGUUUGCGCGAACCCCGGCCCAGCUGCGGCGGAGGCUGCUACCUGCCUGCGGCUGCCGCCCUUCUGCUGCCGCCUCCUACUCUGCAUCUGCCGACCCCUCCCGGGUCCGGGCGCUGGUCUAUGAGCAACACGGGCACCCACCCAAGGUGGUCGAACUGAAGAACCUGGAGCUAGCUGCUGUGGGUGGGUCAGAUGUCCACGUGAAGAUGCUGGCGGCCCCUAUCAAUCCAUCGGACAUAAAUAUGAUCCAAGGAAAUUACGGCCUCCUUCCCAAGCUGCCUGCUGUUGGAGGGAACGAAGGCGUUGGACAGGUGGUGGCAGUGGGCAGCAGCGUGACCGGGGUGAAGCCAGGAGACUGGGUGAUUCCAGCGACUGCUGGUUUGGGAACCUGGCGGACCGAGGCUGUGUUCAACGAGGAAGCACUGAUCGGAGUUCCAAGCGACAUCCCCCUUCAGAGCGCCGCCACCCUGAGCGUCAAUCCCUGCACGGCCUACAGGAUGCUGAUGGACUUCGAGCAGCUGCAGCCAGGAGAUUCUGUCAUCCAGAAUGCAUCUAACAGCGGUGUGGGGCAAGCAGUCAUCCAGAUCGCGGCAGCGCUGGGCCUGAGGACCAUCAAUGUGGUCCGAGACAGGCCUGACAUCCAGACGCUGACCAAGAAACUGAAGAAUCUGGGGGCUGAGCAUGUUAUCACAGAAGAGGAACUAAGAAAGCCUGAGAUGAAAAACCUCUUUAAGGACAUGCCUCAGCCACGGCUUGCUUUCAACUGCGUCGGCGGGAAAAGCUCCACAGAGCUGCUGCGGCACUUAGCGCCUGGAGGAACCAUGGUGACCUAUGGGGGCAUGGCCAAGCAGCCCGUCGUGGCCUCUGUGAGCAUGCUCAUUUUUAAGGAUCUCAAACUUCGGGGCUUUUGGUUGUCCCAGUGGAAAAAGGACCACAGUCCAGACCAAUUCAAGGAGUUGAUCCUCACCCUCUGUGAUCUCAUCCACCGAGGCCGGCUCACAGCUCCCGCCUGCGCCGAGGUCCCACUGCAGGACUACCGGUGUGCCUUGGAGGCCUCGAUGCAGCCCUUCCUGUCUUCAAAACAGAUCCUCACCAUGUGACCAUUCCAGCAGAGCCGGAGCCAAAUGGGAAGGGGGGCAUCAAUAGGACUGGUUUUGUCCCCGUAGUCUGGGCCCUCAGCCUUCCGCAGGCUGCCCCCUCUUCACUGUGACUUCCCACUGGGAGAGCUGUGGGGCCAGCCUCAGGGUCCCUAAUGAAGCCUGGAUUUCCUAGAAACAAACAAAACCAAUACAAGUCACCCCUGUUGAGAAGGACCAUCAUUAUAACUGUGCAUCUGCCAUCUUCCAGGACUUAGAUGCCCCUCCUUGCCUAUCCUCCAGUGUUCCCCCAGAGAUCAUGACCUGACAUGCUGAACGCAAAGCCAGGGUGUGCCUGGCAGGUGCGAAAGCCAGCGAGACACAAUCUCUGCCCUCAAGCCAUCCAUGCCCACAGGGGAGAAUCUAAAAAGGCAAGUUGAGCCCUGGCUAGUGUGGCUGAGUGGAUUGAACACCUGCCUACAAACUGAAAGGUCACAGUUCGAUUCCCAGUCAGGACACAUGCCUGAGUUGCAGGCCAGAUCCCCAGUUGGGGGCUGAUGAGAGGGAAUCAAUGUUCCUCUUACACAUUGAUGUUUCUCUUCCUCCCUUCCCUUCUCUCUAAAAGUAAAUAAAUAAAGUCUUUAAAAAUAUAAUGCCCUAUUUCUAAGAAAAAAUAAAUAAAAAUAAAAGGCAAGUUGACUCAUUCACAGGUGGUGUGUGGCUCAACAAAGAAUUACCCAGUCCAAGAUGUGAUAGUGCCACUGUUGAGAAAUCCUUUGUUAAACCAGUAAUCCCACAGUAGUUACCAUAGUGAUCAGCCUGCUAAAGAAGACCCGUGUGGGAAGGUUGGCAGGUGCCCUCUGGAUAAGAUUUGCCGCCUUGGACAUCUGCUCCAGGAUCUGCUCCAAGUCCCGCCCAUGCCCCUGUCCUUUAUCCUCAAGGUUAGGGAAAUGAAUGAUUUGUAUAGAUGGCUUACGUGGGAAGGUAAGAAAGCCUGAGAGGUAGUAGGGGGCUGCCCAAAGGCUUUAGGAGUGAGAGUUAAGUUUAGGUUCUUCAGGGGCUGUCCACACCGUUGGACUGGGAGUGAUGAGUCUGCACCAAGAAGGGGCAGUCCCCUGGUACCAGCUCACAGGAAGCAGACAGGAAGGAGUAAGGUUCAUAAUACCAUGGUUAGGGGCCUCGUGAAGGAUCGAACAAAAUGUCCUAAGAACAAUACCUCUAGGGGCCUGAAGAUGACAUUUGUGUGGGGCUUUAAUGGAUGAUUAUUGUUUUCUCAGACAGGAAAGGAAGGCAAGCAUUACAGAUUAAGGGACCAGAUUAAGCAAAGUUACUGAGACAGGACAUUUUUGUUUGAAUCUUCUGAUUUUCCCCAGAUAGCCAUUCUCUUCCUAAAAAAUAAAACUGAUGACUUUUAGGUGGGCACACAGUAGGCUACAGUAAACUCUUCCCUGCCUCUCUCACAACAGACAAGUUCUGCCCCUUGUGAUUGAUGUAAGCAGAGGUGGUAGCUGUCAGUUUCUUAGGAACCUCUUUAAAAUAUAGCUGGCACCAAUCUUGAACUUUUUCUUCCCCUUCCACCUACCUCCUGGCUGGGAUACAGACUUGAUUCCUGGAGUUGGCACAGCCAUCUUUGACCACGUUAGGAAUGGGACAGCAAUGAGGUCACAGGAGCCUGGGUGGCACCCAGAAGCCUUGGCUGUCCACUUCAGGACUUGAGAGAUAAGUUUUACUUAAGAAAUAAGCUUCUAUGUUGUUUAACACCCUAGUGUUUGGGCUUUCUCUGAACCUAGUCAUAGCUGAUACAUAUUCUGUGAUUCAAUUUGUAUUGAAAUGAAGUCAUUCAAUCUGAAGCUGAAAAAGUGAAUUGUGGCAAUUUGUGAUUCCCAGCUAAGGAACGUGGACUUGAUCCCAUUGGCAGUAAGAAAAGAUUUCUGAGCCAGAAGAUCAAAAACUGCUUUGGAAAAAUCCCUCUGGCAGCAUGUUGGAAAAUUUGGAUAAGGGAGGCACUAAAAGAUAAAAAGAAAUUCCCAUGCUUCUGAAUUUUAAAUAAGUAAAAUCUCCCUAAAUUUUGAAGAGCAACAUAGGAUUGCCAACACUUAAGAGGCCCGCAGAGGAAAGGAGACAGACAAAACAAUGUUAGAAAAGAAUCUGACUUAAGCCCUGGACCGUGUGGCUCAGCUGGUUGGGCACCAUCCCACAAACUGAAGGGUCUCAAGUUCGUAUCCCCAGUCAGGGCACAUGCCCAGGUUGCAGGUUCGAUCCCCAGUAGGAAUGCAUUCAAGAGGCAACUGAUACCUAUUUCCUUCUCACAUUAAUGUUUCUCUCCCUCCCUUCCCCUCUCUCUGGACUCAAU
Molecule: messenger RNA, 3484 nt
Organism: Pteronotus mesoamericanus
Lineage: Eukaryota; Metazoa; Chordata; Mammalia; Chiroptera; Mormoopidae
Gene: MECR
Product: mitochondrial trans-2-enoyl-CoA reductase
Exons: 10
Coding region: 28-1155 (375 amino acids)
Biological process (GO): fatty acid metabolic process
Cellular component (GO): mitochondrion
Molecular function (GO): trans-2-enoyl-CoA reductase (NADPH) activity
Source: RefSeq, a predicted model, not a curated record